Molecule: messenger RNA, 900 nt
Organism: Brassica napus (rape)
Lineage: Eukaryota; Viridiplantae; Streptophyta; Magnoliopsida; Brassicales; Brassicaceae
Product: trafficking protein particle complex subunit 3
Exons: 6
Coding region: 199-759 (186 amino acids)
Biological process (GO): endoplasmic reticulum to Golgi vesicle-mediated transport; intra-Golgi vesicle-mediated transport
Cellular component (GO): cis-Golgi network membrane; cytosol; TRAPP complex
Source: RefSeq, a predicted model, not a curated record
AAAACAUUAAACCAGAGAUGUGAAGAAACCGGUUAAAUAUUAACCAAAACUCAAUCGAGUUUCUGUGCAAAACCAUAGGAAAUUAGGAAUCAGAGAGAUAAAACUUGUGGAACCUACCGAAGUCUGAAUCUCGACCAGAUCAAAAGCAAACACAACGAGAAGUAGAACCUAAACCUUCUUUGUCGGUGAGAUUCAGACAUGGCUCCUGUCGGUCCUCGUUCCGGUGAUGCCAUCUUCUCCAGCAUCGAUCGCGUGAACGCAGAGUUGUUCACGUUGACGUAUGGUGCAAUCGUGCGCCAGUUGCUUACUGACCUCGAAGACGUCGACGAAGUCAACAAACAGCUUGAUCAAAUGGGAUACAACAUUGGAAUCAGACUUAUCGAUGAGUUUCUUGCCAAAUCUGGCGUUUCCAGAUGCGUUGAUUUCAAGGAGACUGCUGAAAUGAUUGCCAAGGUGGGUUUCAAGAUGUUUUUGGGGGUCACUGCAUCAGUGUCAAGCUGGGACGCGGAUGGGACUUGCUGCAGUAUAAUCUUGGAAGACAAUCCACUCGUUGAUUUCGUGGAGCUUCCCGAUACUUGCCAAGGCCUUUACUACUGCAACGUCCUAAGUGGAGUCAUUAGAGGCGCUUUGGAAAUGGUGUCAAUGAAGACAGAAGUGACAUGGACGCGUGAUGCUCUUCGAGGGGAUGAUGCUUAUGAAUUGCAGGUGAAGCUACUGAAGCAAGUCGCUGAGGAGUAUCCGUACAAGGAUGAUGAAUAAAUGGUCACUCACUCCUAUGUCUAGUCUCUUUCUCUAUGGCUCUUUUUUCUCUUCCAGAAACACAAACUUUAAGCUUUGAAACUAAACACUGUUUUAUGUUUGGCACAAACUGAUUAAUCCAUUUCUUAGCUGUUUUAUAAA